Xenopus tropicalis (tropical clawed frog) is the source of this 1595-nucleotide messenger RNA. RefSeq names its product serine protease 33-like. Gene Ontology annotation, molecular function: serine-type endopeptidase activity; hydrolase activity; peptidase activity. The record is from RefSeq and is a predicted model, not a curated record. Gene Ontology annotation, biological process: proteolysis. The coding region runs from base 46 to 990 and encodes 314 amino acids. Lineage: Eukaryota; Metazoa; Chordata; Amphibia; Anura; Pipidae. The transcript is spliced from 6 exons.
UAGAGAGUUAGUUGGUGGCCACGGUGGUGUUGAGUAGACAAGAAGAUGGCCUCUUUAAUCAGAGCAGUGUUCUGGCUGAGCUUGGGAACCUAUGGAAUUAUGAGAGCUGCAGCAGAUUGUGGAAAGGUUCCGUUGUUUCAGCGCAUUAUGGGGGGGCAGAACUCAACCCCUGGAAAGUGGCCCUGGCAAGUCAGCAUAAGGGAUGCAAAGGGGACACAUUUCUGUGGCGGGACUCUGAUUGAUAACAAGACCGUUAUCUCUGCUGCUCAUUGUUUCUCCAACACCAACAUGGUACAAUUGCCGGUCACCGCUUGCCUGGGGUCUUUCAGUCUAAACCAGACAAAUCCAAAUGAAGUUUGCGUGAAAGUGAAAAAUAUCACCAGUUACCCCAAUUACACCAAGGACACGGACAGCGGGGACAUCAGCAUCUUGGAACUUGACAAGGAAGUCAACAUGACCAACUACAUCUACCCUAUUUGCGUCCCCGUGUCCGGACUCACCUUCCCAGAAGGCCAGAAUUGCUCGGUGACCGGAUGGGGGGAUAUCAGUUUUGGGACCAAUUUGCCGGACCCCAGAACUCUGCAGGAGGUGACCUUGCCACUGAUUGCUGCAAAUAAAUGUAACAAAUCGUAUCACACGUAUGCAGGGGGUGCGGCCCAGGCGGAGAUUCGCAAUGACAUGAUAUGCACAGGGAUCCCCCAGGGAGGAAUGGGUGCCUGCCAGGGGGACUCUGGAGGACCAGUUUCUUGUCAGAAGGACGGGUUGUGGUACUUGGUUGGGGUGGUGAGCUUUGCAGCAGGUUGUGGACUACCAAACCGCCCUGGGGUAAACACUUUAGUCCCAUCCUUUUCUGAUUGGAUUGUACAGAAUGAUCCCAGGGCCUCUGAGAAUUUACGCCCUGCUGCUGCUACUCCUGCUAGUGAAGCAUCAACCAGAUGUAUCUCCAGCCUCCUCAUCCCACUUUCACUCAUUCUGCUGGUCACAUACUGAAGCUCUUCUUCAUUCCAGCACAGAUUUCUUGAAUUUGUAUUGGACUAGACCACUUGAAGAAGAAACCAAUAAAGAUGGAGCACCAAUCCUAUACAGAUGGGGGAGCUCCUCUGGGGAAAGGGGGAAAACCAAGCUAUUUGACUAGACCACUUGAAGAAGAAACCAAUAAAGGUGGAGCACCAAUCCUAUACAGAUGGGGGAGCUCCUCUGGGGAAAGGGGGGAAACCAAGCCAUUGGACUAGACCACUUGAAGAAGAAACCAAUAAAGGUGGAGCACCAAUGAUAUACAGAUGGGGGAGCUCCUCUGGGGAAAGGGGGAAAACCAAGCUAUUUGACUAGACCACUUGAAGAAGAAACCAAUAAAGGUGGAGCACCAAUGAUAUACAGAUGGGGGAGCUCCUCUGGGGAAAGGGGGAAAACCAAGCUAUUUGACUAGACCACUUGAAGAAGAAACCAAUAAAGGUGGAGCACCAAUCCUAUACAGAUGAGGGAGCUCCUCUUGGGAAAGGGGUAAAACUAAACCAGCUGGACCUUCUUUAUUUCUGCCUUUUUUUUGGUUCCUAUGUUCUGCUUAAUUAAUAAAUGUGCACAAUCCACUAGCCAUA